CCCCCUUGGCUCGUCGCCCCGGCGCGGAGAGUCGCGCUGUGCCGCGGCUCCGGCCUCUGCGCUCCUCGCUUUAUUUUUAUUUUUAUUGUUUGUAUUUAUACUACUGCUUAGCAAAUUGCGCGUGAUGACCUCAUGAUGCCGCGCCCCCCCGCCCCAGGCCCGGGCAGGCAGGGGGACGUGAGGCGAGCGGGCGCGGCAAGCCGCGGGGGUUCCGCGCAGCGUUAGCGCUCCUGCGGAGCUGGGAGGAGGGGGCGCUCUCCCGGGCCAACGCAGUUCACUGCACUCGGGUUGUGUUUUUUUUACCUCUUUUGAAAAAUUUUGGGGUUUUUUUGCCCACCCCCUCGCUGUGCGCCGGGCUGUUUGCCGCUCCGUGCGCUGCUGGAUCCAUGACCUCCCCGGGGAGCGGCACUGCCGCCGCGCAGCGCCGCGCCGGGGCGGGGGGAGCGGUCGCCAGCUUCGGCCCCGCCGCCGCCGCCGCCGCCGCCGCCGCGGGGGGCGGCCCCGCCCGGGCACGGGGCGGGCGGGCGUGAGGCGGGAGGGUGAAGUUUCUCCGCGGCGCCGGGCCCCUCCGAGGGACAGCGGGGAGGGAAGGACCUGGCUCCGUGGUGCUGAGAUAGCUGCUGCUGCCGCCGCCGCCGCCGCCGUCACCAGAGCAGCCCGGCUUUGGCCAUGAAGAGGAAACAGAAGAGGUUUCUGCAAAUGACGCUGCUCUUCACCGCGGCGCUGAUCUUCCUGCCCGACAUCGGCCUUUGGUCUCUCUACAAGGAGAAGCACCUGGUGAAGCCGCCCGAUCCCGCCGAGCCGCAGACACUUCCACUGGGGCUGGGAGAUGGACAGCUCUUUACCUGGACUGAUGGCUUGAAAAGGAAGGACUGGCAUGAUUAUGAAAGCAUUCAAAAAGAUGCUAUGCGUUCAGGGAAAGGUGAACAUGGAAAGCCGUACCCACUUACAGAGGAAGACCACGAUGAUUCUGCAUAUAGAGAAAAUGGUUUCAACAUAUUUGUUAGCAACAACAUAGCACUGGAACGAUCCCUGCCAGACAUCCGACAUCCUAACUGUAAGCACAAGGUGUACUUGGAAAAGCUACCAAAUACUAGCAUAAUUAUCCCAUUUCAUAAUGAAGGCUGGACUUCACUCCUGCGAACAAUACACAGUAUUAUCAACCGCACUCCAGACAGCCUAAUAGCAGAAAUCAUUCUUGUGGAUGACUUCAGUGACAGAGAACAUUUAAAAGAGAAGCUGGAGGAAUACAUGGUCCGUUUUGCCAAAGUGAGGAUUGUACGUACCAAGAAACGAGAAGGGCUCAUUCGGACCAGGCUGCUAGGAGCCUCGCUGGCUAGAGGAGAAGUCUUGACAUUUCUGGAUUCCCAUUGCGAAGUCAACGUGAAUUGGCUGCCUCCCUUGCUUAAUCAGAUUGCACUAAACCACAAAACCAUCGUGUGUCCUAUGAUCGAUGUCAUUGACCACAAUCACUUUGGCUACGAGGCACAGGCGGGGGAUGCCAUGCGAGGAGCUUUUGACUGGGAAAUGUACUACAAAAGAAUACCGAUUCCUCCAGAGCUCCAGAGAGCUGAUCCCAGCGACCCCUUUGAGUCUCCUGUAAUGGCUGGAGGUCUAUUCGCCGUUAACCGGAAGUGGUUUUGGGAGCUGGGAGGCUAUGAUCCAGGAUUAGAAAUAUGGGGAGGAGAGCAGUAUGAAAUCUCUUUUAAGGUGUGGAUGUGUGGAGGUGGCAUGUUUGAUGUUCCAUGCUCUCGAGUUGGGCAUAUCUACAGGAAGUAUGUCCCGUAUAAAGUCCCUUCUGGAACCAGCCUAGCACGGAACCUGAAGCGUGUGGCAGAGACAUGGAUGGAUGAGUUCGCAGAAUACAUUUACCAGCGACGGCCUGAGUAUAGACAUCUCUCAACUGGUGACAUCUCUGCCCAGAAGGAACUUCGCAAGCACCUUAAAUGUAAAGAUUUCAAGUGGUUCAUGGCUGCAGUGGCUUGGGAUGUCCCCAAAUAUUACCCUCCUGUGGAGCCUCCACCUGCUGCCUGGGGAGAGAUUCGAAAUGUGGCAGCCAACCUCUGUGUGGACAGUAAACACGGAGCCACAGGGACUGAGCUGAGGCUGGACAUCUGUGUGAAGGAUGGCUCAGAACGGACAUGGUCACACGAACAGCUUUUCACUUUUGGCUGGAGAGAAGACAUCCGCCCUGGGGAGCCCCUUCACACCAGGAAGUUCUGCUUCGACGCCAUUUCGCGCAGUAGCCCUGUCACACUGUAUGACUGUCACGGAAUGAAGGGAAACCAGCACUGGAGCUAUAAGAAGGACAAAACUUUGUUCCAUCUGGUAAGCAGCAGCUGCAUAGAUUGCAACCCAGCCGAGAAGAAGAUUUUCAUGAACAGAUGUGAUCCUUUAUCUGAAACUCAACAGUGGAUUUUUGAACAUAUUAAUAAGACUGUUUUAGAAAAAUUUAACAGCAAGGCCAGUUCCUAGGGAAAAAAAGAAAAAAAAAAGAAAAGAGAAAAUUAAAAAAAAAAGGAAACGAUGAACACACCUAAUUCCAUACAGACUGCAGACUACACUUUCGCCAGCAUCUGGGUCAAAGGAGUCAGGAAUUAAAUUUCCUAGACCCAGGAAAUCUGUUCUGAGGAUUAAGAAAAUGCCACAGCAAGAGCCAGUAGGCUGUCCUUGUGGAUGUACAGUAUCUGGAGAACUUGGCCAAGAGCCUCACCAGAUGCUGCUGAGAACUUCAGGCUGAAAAUUCCCUUGCUGGUCGAGGGAAAAACUUUGUUUAAAAACUAUUUAAAAGUACUCCAAGUUAAUAAAGUAAAACAAAACUUCAGUUUCUCAGGUCAAAUCCUGCUGUAGUGAGUAGCUCAGAACAGAUGCUAUAAUUUGGGAUGAGUAUAUCGUGUGCAUGAUGGCUAGUGGAACCUGUAGAAAUACCAGGUUUUAGAAUUAAACGUGCUGGUAGAAGAAUAAUGAUGUCCCAGCAGUCCCUAGACAAGAUAUAUGCUCUGUUGACAUUCUCUUAAUAAAAGGUUGGGUUAAGCAGGUUUAACCUUCAGAACUGCUGCAAUUAAUUUUAAAUACCUCCCUUUCACAUUCCAUUCAUUACCAAAAUAGGAACGUUAGAAAUCUUAGGGUCUAGGAUUACAUUGUAGUGAAGCAUGAAAUAAACUCUAAGGUUUUGCCCUCACAUUUCCCCCCUUCAGGAAAAAAGGUAAAGCAAUCAAAUUUCUAUACAUGGUAUAUUUAGCAAUUGAGUUUCAAAUCCCAUUGUCAUACAAGGUGACUUUUUUUUUAGUGACAAAUAUAACAGCAGCAGCUGCAGCAUAAUGGAAGGCUUGUGGACUAGCUAUCUUUUCUAAAGGUGGAAUCUUUACCAAACUAUAAAUUAAAUUGAAAAUAGGCUGGGGGUGGGGGGGAAAAUUGGGAAGGUAGGAAAUAAUUGCAUGCUGAACUAGGUUAGUCAAAUUAACAUUGGUACACUGCCAUCACCUAAAAAGUGUGUUGACUCCCUGCGGUGCAGCUUAAAAGAUCUUGCAGAGAUGUUGUAGUGCUCUUGACAGAUGGGAGUGGAGAGAAAAGUUGACAUGGAACUAGUUGGGUGGUUUCAGAGUUUUUGAAAACUCACAUGAACUUCCCGGAGUUAGCAAACGAAUGCUAUUAUAGGUCUCCUGAUGGAAGAAACAAGAAGUGCAAACAAGUCAAAUGUUACAGUAUUUUGGUACUUCAGGCACAGGCACAAGUCAAGGUAAGACAGAAUUCUGUCACACUGAUGAUCAUUAUAGCCUGUGAUGUCCCUCAGGCCCACCAAGCUGUUGGCAUGAGAGGCCUCUAAAACUUGUUUGGAGGUCUAUGGUUCUUCUCAGUAGAAAUCACUUAAUACUGAUAUGUGGGUACUGAUUGGUAGGUUUGGGAUUUUUCAAGGUAAGAGCAAGUAUAAAUUUAUAUCAAGUAUGUGGCUGGUUUUUACUUGAAAUAUGAAUUUACAGAUGAAAGCACCAUAAUUGCAGAUAGAUCACAUCCUCUGUGCUGUAACAGUGCUUUCAAGUUCCAAAAAUAUCAUAUGUUAUCAAGUUCCUUGUUCUGAUUGCUGGAGAGGUGGCUGACUAACCAGAAUACUGAUGUGCAGUCUACCCUCACUUGAGGGAUUAAGGUGACUGUGUUUUUGUUUAUUGCUCCUUAAACUGUGUUCAUGCACAAAAAGAGCAUUGAUUGCAUCCAGAGGAUGGUUCUAGUACCAACAACUAUGUACUAUUUUAUGGCAGCAGCUUGUAGUUGUAGAUUAAGACCCAAACUUGUAGGUCAUAGGAACUUCUUAGGAAGGGAAUGAGAUCCAGUAGCAUUCAGGGUGCAUGCACUUGGACAGUUGUGAAAUGUAUCCAUACACUGAGCAAUUGCUGCAAGUUAGUGAAGAGGUCUUUCAAAUAAUCUGAAAGAAAUAUGUCUAUAGAGAUAGACUUCUCAUUUUAUGAUUUUAAAAUACACGAGCUUGUUUAGGUAUUGUUUAAAUUUAAUUUGAAGAUACAGUGCACUCAGGAAUGGAAGCAGUAAGGCUAAUCUAUGAGGAUACUUCAGGUUUUUUGGCUAUCAGUACACAGAACCAGACUAGCCACUGCAGACUGUCAGCUUUCCCUGGUACAGCAUUUGCAGCAUCAUUUAUUUGCUGCCUGAACAUGAGGAAAGAGGAUUUGGAAAAAGAAGAAAAUGGCUGCCUACAAUGUAAAUGCAGCCCUCAAACUACUGAUUGUAACUGCCCCGAACUGUCAAAGUCCUGGAAGCAACACCGUAUGCCCAAAAUAGAGAGGCAAAGGAGAGUUGCUAAACCAGCUAAGCAGUUUACCAGCACAGGUUGGUAGGGUUGUAUCAUUCAGUGUCUGACUGCAUUUCAGUGGUCUGAGUUUGAAACAUCUAAUGGGAACUAGGCUGUUGUUGGAACAAAGAAAUCCUAUAUCUUUUACAACCCUUAAUGAGUAAUAUUACACAGCACCUUCUACUGCCAAAAGAAACCUUCCCCUUACUCAAAGCUGGACACUAAUUGUAAGCUCUAGCAGUCCUUGUCAGAAAACAAUCCACAUAAUUUAUAUUCAGAUGUUUGGGAGGAAGGGAGGAAAUAUGAUCUACAUAUGUGUGUUUUCGAGUUUUAUGUAAGCAAAAACGUAUAAAAAUAUAAGAAAAAUAUAUUGGAGUUUGUUGUGGGUCAACAGUGAGCAACUGUUGAUCGGUCUGCAAAUAUAAAGGUUAAAUGAAAGUCUAUAUCUUGAGGAAAGUUGAAUGAGAACUUGCCGCAGUGAGUGAGGCAUAGAAACACACACACACAUAUAUGUGUGUGUGUAUAUAUAUAUGUAUAUGUAUAUAUGACCAGUGGAAAGAGGUAGGUGGAGGAAAGAAGCUUGUUUUCACUUCAUGGGCUGAUGUUUCAAAUGUUUAGUAUAACCAGAACUGUGCACAAAAAAAAAAAUUACAGGACACAUUAGACUUCUAGUGAAGACAGUUAUCUCACUGUUUUCAGCUUAAGCACAUUACUCUUUUUUAAAACUGAGACAAAAAAAGCUAGCAUGCAGCUUCACCAGAGACAGCUGUAAUCCUCCUACUAUGGGUAGAAGGUAGCCCUAGGGAUAGAGUGCUUCAUAGUUGUUCUCCUAUAACAUUUGGGAUGAUGGAUUCACAAAAUGGUUACGACUUCCUAAGCACAGGACUCCUUCAGCAGGAAGUUUUAUUAAUAAUAAAUGAUCAUUUAAAAUUAAAUCUCAAUUAAAUUCUGUCUUGGGUGUUCUCCAAAGCUUUCCACUGAUAACAGUACUUCAUGACUAAUUUAACAUUCAGAAUUUCUUUAAGUCUUCCUACAAGCAUAUCUUUUCUACCCAGCAAAGAUCUGAACAACUUGAUAGGAUGGAGAGAUAUAUCUUCCUCACAUAUUUCACCAGGAUCAUUUAGCUUUAAUAUGCAUCUCUUCAAAAGACUUUGAAGUUUCUUCACAGAACUUCUUCUUUUAAAUACCCAGAUAGUUCUGAACAUAUGUUGAAUCUAGUGCACAGGUAGCAUUAACUGAUGUGGGCUCAUAAUUUCUGUUGAGCUAUACUGAUCUGCCCCAACUGAUGAUUCGCUUCGUUUUUUUCAGUUAAUUAUUUUAUGGUGAGAAGGCUUUAAUCAACAUGCCUGAAGAUCUUUGUAUCUUAAUAGUUCAUCAUUACCUACCCUAAUCUUUUUCCGUUUCGAGAAAGAGAGAGGAGAUGACUUUCUGUGGCCAGCAAACUACUACUAGAGGAAAGAUCAACUGGAAAAGCUGGAAUAAGCACUUAAGUGCAACUAAAACUCUAAAAUCACUGCAUAUAUGCCAAAAUCUAAACUAAAGAGAAGCCCUGGGGGAGAGGGCUUAAAGGAGAGCUGAGGAGGAAGACAAAGCAUUUCACCUCUUGGAGAGCAGCCUUGUUGCAGAGGCACAAUCAGACUUCACUUCUCAUUGGGCACAGUCUUAUUUCAGAAAAAUUAAAUUGCUUUAGAAUAACUGUUUCUUCAACAGUAUGGACGUGUUAAUGAUAUAAUGCAUGCUUCCUGAGUGGUAUCAGUUUAUGAACAAAUGGUCUGUAGCUGCUGAACUAGGUCUUCAUGAUAAAGAUAGACUAAGCUUGAAAGAAAGCUGACAAGCACGUAACAGCUUUUGAUUACUGGCAAUUUACCAGGCAUCAAUGUCUUCAUGACCUCAGUGAAACAGGAUGCCACAGAAGAUCGUAGAAGAAACGUAUAUAAAUAGCUCAACCAAAUUGAUUUGGUGGGUUGCAGCUCUGUAAGAGUGGCUGUCACCUUUGUUGUUUUGGUUUGGUUUUUCUUUUAAAAAAAGUCAUCAUACUCAGAAUUCAUUUGCAUUUUUACUGCUAACUUCUGCAAGGGACUGAGUGGGACCCUUUUAACCUCCCCAGACAGAUUAGUGAUGGAGCAUUUAGGAAGGCAGUACUGGGAGGCUUUCAAUGUGGCUGCCACUAGGGCUGUACCCAUUUUCUGUUUAAAGAGCAUCUUUAAUGCCCUUAGCCCAGUGCUUUUCUAGAGAACACAAGAUGUACCUUAAAAAAUAUAUGAUAGUCGAUUUGUUUUGUGGGUUUUUUAAUCUAUCAAGAUUAUUAAGGAAAUAAUUUCAAAACCGUUGAAAACAAAAAGCUGAUCAGAAGUAGCUUUUUCAUAGCUGGUAUUAGUAUUAUAAAGUUCAUUAAUUCAUUUGUUUAACCCCCUUCCAAAUCUGUUCCAUACAUCCCCUUAGAAAAAGCACAAGGGUCCAAGAGUGCUUUUAUAUAACAUUCUGAGGAUCUUUCCUGUCUGAAAGUUUUGAAAGAACUUUCAAAAAUUAGCAAGCAUAAGCCAAAAGGUAACAAAAAGCCCACAAGAAAAAGUACCAGGCUAUUAUGUCUUGUGUACCAAGAGAUUUUGCUAAAUUUCUUAUUCUAAAAUAGUACCCAUUGACUGGAAAAAUUUAGAUGAAUAAAUAAUAUAGUUUAGUAAAUCUUUAGUGGAUAGUGCUAUUAAAGACUUCCAAAAAAAAAAAAAAAUCAAAUUUUAGUGAAUCCAUUAUAGUUAGUUGUUGGCAAGGGGUUUUUUAACCACAUGUUGUAGAUAAAUCUGUCCUGAGGUCUCUUGUAAUCUCAUACUUCCUUCUUAUGCUUCUGAAUGCACUGGAGAAAUACUAAACAGUGAGGGGGAAAAAAUCUCUAAAACUAUUUAAAAAAAAAAAUAAGCAAACAAUAAGAAAUGCAUCUUUAGCUAGAGAUGAACAGAAAAAUGCAUCACAUUUCCAAAGCUUCAGCAGCAUUCAGAAGGUGUGUUUGCUCUGUGCAGCUUUCUAUUCUAUCAGUGUAUCGUUAGUAUCAGUGGUAUUACUCCUGAGCCAGGACUUCUGAAAAUCAUGUGCUGUCAUUUGGCACAGUAGGUGGACAGCACGGUGCCAGAGGAAAAAAAGGGAAAAAAAUCUACUUUCUAGGAACAGUUCCUGAAAAAAUUGCAUUCAAACAUUGAAGUCUGGUGAUGCCUUUAGAGUUUUAGCUGUUCAUAAGGUUUCCAUUAUCUUAGUAUUUUUGUCUUUCUUACAGGCCCUGGCGGUGUGGUAGGUGCUUCAGUGGCCCUUACGAAAACAGUGCAGGCAACAGGGGAACAAACAGGACAUGGGUUAAAAUAGUAAGAAUUUAUGGUUACCAAAAGGUGUCAUGUCCACAGCACUGACAAGCAGGUUAAUUAUACAGAAAGAGAAGUUUGUUUCUUUUGUGAGACCACUGUGGUAGAUGUCCAGCUUUACAGAACAUAUGAAUGAGAAGGUGCCUUGCAAAGCAGGCAAGCAAGCAAGCUUGUACUCGUCAGAAGAUGUAGAAAAAGUCACAAGGAUCCAUUUUAAAGAAGUAGAUGAAUAGGGUAUUUAGAUGGAUACCAUGGACAAUGUAAGGAAUGUGAGGGGAGCUGCAAUGAAGCAAGUCUGGUGAGCAGUGCUAUUUAAAAGACAUUAAGGCAUAGGAAAGGAAAACUUGGUUCUCAUUAACCUUAGCCCUCAUUAACCUUGGCAGUAUCCCUAAUGCUUUGUCAAAGUAUUAGUUGAUUUAAUUAAGUUAAUCCUUCACCUCCCCCAGUAAAUGCUUGGGCUGGAAGGAAUCACAGCCCAAGCAAACUUCUGUUGAUCAACCCAGAGGAUCUAAUUGGUACAAAACACCGCUAGGCACAGUUUAGCCAAAAACCCCAGCUGGCACCAGAACUAAAACAAUAUUAUCAGCCUGAAAGAUUUGUAGGCCUCUGGCAUCCCUCUGUGAAAAAAAGUUUCAUUUGCCUAAAGGAGUGAUUGAUGGUAAUGAUCCUAGAUUAAGAAGAUCAGGAAUCAUGAGCUUUUGCAGAGGUGAAAGGCCAAAUGGUGAGAUUAGAAGUUGGCAGUUUAAUUGAGAAAGGAAGGAGGAAAUAGGUAGUAGAAGGGAAGAAGUAGGAAUCUGGUUUAAUUCUGGAGAUGAAGGAAGCAUGAGCUACAGAGGUCAGACACUGAUAAUUUUGGAUACCUCUUCUUAUCAUGUUUAUUUCCAUCACAAAUAUUCAGGAAUUGAGAGGCAAUCAGUCCUCCUACAAAGGACUUACUUAAUUUUAGAAUAAUGAGAACUGCAUAAUCUGAAAUGUGUUGAUCAUUAAAUAUAGGAGUGCAACUGGAGCAAAGCUUUGCUGGAUACCAGGCCAGCGCUGAGUUUUACACCAAAGGCAUGUAUGUGUGUUCCUGAGGCUAUUUUGUGGAUAGUGAAUAGAAGCAGAAUGUUACAGUCACUGGUUUACCUCAGAUUAAUAUUUCUCAGCAUCUCAGGCUUUUUUGAAAGAGGAGAAGUGUUUAGCUAAAUUUUCCAGGAAACACCAACCCAGAUCAGUACAAAGUAGCUCUGCCUACUGCUUAUGUGGAUCAAGACAACUUAUGUUUCUCUUCAGACACCACAUACAGCUCUUAAAAAAAGGAACACUGUGUCUCUGCCUUCAUGAAUCCUUGCAGCGUUCACCGUUUUUUAUCCAUUUCAGCUAUUUUCUUUAUUCUUUUUGCUGUUUGGUGUUCCUUCUGCUGGCUCCCCACCUGCAGGAUUCUGCCAGAAUGCUGGUCCUCUUUCUUCCCUCUUUUCUGUUUUGUGCCAAGAGGUGUUUCUGCUGUUGCAGAUCCCUUCCUCAAGAUAAGAGUGACUAAAGCUGCUUUGAUCUUGACUUGGCAGAGCCACAAGCUCUUCUGCCUCGGGGUGCUUUGCUUGCUUGUGCAGAGGUGGAGGGAGAAAGGAGAACCUGAGAAGGGAGAACUUCUGUCCUUAUGAGUCAGUCUCACUACAGAUUUUGUCUAUAAAAGAGUCAUCUUUGAGGGAGAAAAUUGCAUUGGUGAUCUACUUCCUCACCCAUCUUCAAAAUUCAGUGCUGCCCAGAGAGGGGAAUAUGUAAGAACAGACAGAUCUUAUUCAUUGGAUAUACUUCUUAUGAAUGUUUAGAACCAGCUGAACUUAACCUUGGCAAGCAGGUUUUUAACUUGUGAUUAUCCUUAUUGAGUUAAUAUAGAUACAAGAAACUGAGUUGGAAUUAUAUUAAAAUGUCAUUUGUAUAAGUCACCAAGGGUUUGUAACAACUUUAAUUGAAGGAAUUAUUUCAAAUCUGAAAUGGAUAUGUAAUCUGUGAUGAACGCAUGAUACAGGUUAACUUCUAGUCAAGUUGCAGAGAGUCAGCAGGGCUUUUUUUACAAAACCCCAAAAAGAGAGAGAUUGUCCAACAUGCAGCAGCUUUUGCUUUCAUGGUUCCAGUUUAUUCCCCAAUAUUUCAGCAAAGUUAAUAUCUAUAAAAUUAUGUCCUAAUGAUUCUCAUUAUCAAAACUGCAUUUGCAGAGAUGGCAGUAAAACAUACCUUUUCUUUCCUAUUAGUAGAGAACCCCUUCAUUUGUUUCCUAUUUGUAUUCAUACACCUCCAGAGUAAUUCAUUUGUAAACAGAACACAUGGAUAGAAGUUGUACCCUGUCCCUUCACUAAAUGAGUUCCUAGGAAAUCAGAGUACCAGUGUGAAGGCUGUACAAAUGCACUGUUGAAAGGCUUGUCAGGCAAGGAAGAGGGAUUUCAUAUAGAAGGAAAAUAACCCCCCCCUAAAUAACAAACUUUAUUUCUGUCAUAUCAACCUCCAAAAUUGCAGCUACUGCUCUACAAGGAAACAUAUCAUGGUAAUCUAAACCUGGAAGGAUAAUGAUGCUUCGUCAGGGCUCUGCUGCCAGUUUUCCAUAGAAAUCUGAACCGUGGUGGCUAUAUAAACCUGUUCAUUGGGGUUGGAAAUGAUUUUCCACAGUUGCUGUCCCUGCAAGGGGCAUAUUCCUUCCAACUUUGGCCUGACCUGCAUUUUUCCACCUCAAGCUCUAUUGGCUGAAGUAGCUUGGUAUUGCCAAGCUCUCCACAUGAUGUAGUCCAUUGCAUAUCUCUUCAUAGCAGUCCAGUUCACAAAAACACACACACAGUUUACCACACAUUAAGUAGCAAAAUAGGAAUUUGCGGUCCCUUCUGAGCCUCUAAGGUGCUUUUAUUCAGCAACUAACCUUUCUGGUGGUCAGAGUGUUUUCCAGGCAUCUGUUUCCUGCAGGUAUCCUGCAAAAUAUCAAAUUCUCUCACUUUUCUGAGAGUCUGGAAUUACAGCCUUUGCUCGCUGUUAAACAACAUUCAGGACAAAACAUUCCCUGGCAAUUCAAUUAUUAUAAACUAUUUUGAAAGGGCCAAGAAAAGCUGGAGACAACUUUGUGUAAUCUCUAUCCAAUGUGCUAGUAGGCAGGCAGCCAGUGAUGAGCUGGGCUGAUAGGAGAUCAAUCAACGAGUAAGACAGAGUUGUCUUAAUUUUCUGGGAAUCAAGGUCAAAUUUUUGGUUAUUGUAAUUUAGGAAAUAUAACUCUCUGAAAAAAAUUGGGAAAAUAUUUUCAGGUGUGUGCAUAAGUAUUAUACAAUAGACUACAAUUAGUAAUAUAUACAUUAUAAUAAGUAAAAUGAAAACAUACACUUCUGUGCUGACUAGUCAGAGAUAGUUGGCUUAGAUGUUAUUAAAAAAUGGCUGUAGAAACUUUGACCAACUUACUGAUGCAUUAAAAUAAUGUUUUCAAGACAUGUUUAAAGGAUUUACAGGGAACCCAUGCCUGUAGAUUACUAGGCUGUAAUUAAGAAACUGAAUUAUGGAAUAAAAAUUGUAUACCUGUCCUAUUUUAUAUUUGGAUGUACUACGUUACAGAAUACAAAGUAAAAGAUUGCUGAAGUGCACUUUCAAAAUAAGUUACCGUGAUCUGAAUGAAUAAAUACCUCUCAGAAGCCACAGCA
Messenger RNA from Strigops habroptila (Kakapo), 11798 nucleotides. RefSeq names its product polypeptide N-acetylgalactosaminyltransferase like 6 (gene GALNTL6). Bases 670 to 2475 code for a protein of 601 amino acids. NCBI's taxonomy places the organism in Eukaryota, Metazoa, Chordata, Aves, Psittaciformes, Psittacidae. The transcript has 12 exons. Gene Ontology annotation, cellular component: Golgi apparatus. The record is from RefSeq and is a predicted model, not a curated record.